Loxodonta africana (African savanna elephant) is the source of this 3834-nucleotide messenger RNA. Its product is annotated as protocadherin beta-2. The transcript has a single exon. Gene Ontology annotation, cellular component: plasma membrane. The record is from RefSeq and is a predicted model, not a curated record. Lineage: Eukaryota; Metazoa; Chordata; Mammalia; Proboscidea; Elephantidae. The coding region runs from base 43 to 2436 and encodes 797 amino acids. Gene Ontology annotation, molecular function: calcium ion binding. Gene Ontology annotation, biological process: homophilic cell-cell adhesion.
GCGAGUCUGAGCUGGAUCAGGUUUGCUGGGAGACCAGAGGCGAUGGAGGCUGGAGGGGAAAAGGAGCGCGUUCUGAAACAAAGGCAAGUCCUGCUAUUCUUUGUUUUGCUGGGCAUAGCUCAGGCUGCUUUCAAGCCUAGGCACUAUUCAGUGGCCGAGGAAAUGGAGAGUGGCUCCUUUGUGGCUAAUCUGUUAAAAGACCUGGGGCUGGAGAUAGGCGAACUGGCUGUGCGGGGGCCCCGGGUCGUUUCCAAAGGGAAAAAGUUGAAUUUGCAGGUCGAUAGGCAGACCGGAGACCUGUGGUUAAAUGAGAAACUGGACCGGGAGGAGCUGUGCGGCCCCACGGAGCCUUGUGUAUUACCCUUCCAGGUGUUACUGGAAAAUCCCUUGCAGAUUUUUCAGGCCGAGCUACAGGUUAGGGACAUAAAUGAUCAUUCUCCGGUUUUUCUGGACAAGGAAAUGAUUUUGAAAAUUUCAGAAAGUAUCCCUCCCGGAACUACUUUCCUAGUAGAACGAGCCCAGGAUUUAGAUGUAGGAAACAACAGUCUACAGAAUUACACACUAAGCCCAAAUUUCCACUUCCGUCUUAAAUUACAAAAUAGUUCCAAUGGCAUAUUACCACAGCUGGUGCUGGACAAAGCGCUGGAUCGCGAAGAACAGCCUGAGAUCAGGCUAACACUCACAGCGCUGGAUGGUGGGACUCCACCCAGGUCUGGUUCUGCCCUGGUCCGCGUUGAAGUCGUGGACAUUAACGACAAUGCCCCUGAGUUUGCAAAACUGCUCUAUGAAGUUCAGAUCCCAGAGAAUAGCCCCAUUGGAUCCCAGGUUGCCACCGUCUCUGCUAGGGAUUUAGACAUUGGAACAAAUGGAGAAAUAUCUUACACAUUUUUCCAAGCCUCUGAAGACAUUCGCAACACGUUUCGAAUAAAUACGGAAUCUGGAGAACUUCUUUUAACACAGAAACUGGAUUUCGAAUCCGUUCAGACUUACACACUAAAUAUUCAGGCGACAGAUGGUGGGGGGCUUUCUGGAAGUUGUGUGGUGUUUGUCCAAGUGAUGGAUUUGAAUGACAACCCACCGGAACUAACCAUAUCAACGCUUAUCAAUCAUAUCCCAGAAAAUCUGCAGGAGACCAUAGUUGCUGUAUUCAGUGUUUCAGAUCCUGACUCGGGAGACAACGGAAAAAUGGUUUGCUUCAUCCAAGAUGAUCUUCCUUUCUUUUUGAAACCCUCUGUUGAGAAUUUUUACACUCUUGUCAUAAACACAGCCCUGGACCGAGAGAGCAGAUCCGAGUAUAACGUCACCAUCACCGUCACAGACUUGGGAUCCCCCAGGUUGAAAACCCAGCAUAACAUAACUAUUUGGGUCUCAGAUGUCAAUGACAACGCUCCAACUUUCACUGAAAGCUCCUACACCCUGUUCAUCCGCGAGAACAACAGCCCCGCCCUGCACGUGGGCAGCGUCAGCGCCACAGACAGAGACUCAGGCUCCAACGCCCAAGUCACCUACUCGCUGCUGCCGGCCCAGGACCCGCACCUCCCCCUCGCCUCCUUGGUCUCCAUCAACGCGGACAACGGGCACCUCUUCGCUCUCAGGUCGCUGGAUUAUGAGGCCCUGCGAACCUUCGAGUUCCUCGUGGGAGCAACAGACGCAGGUUCCCCGGCAAUGAGCAGCGAGGCGCUUGUGCGCGUGGUGGUCCUGGACGAUAACGACAACUCGCCCUUUGUGCUGUACCCGCUGCAGAACGGCUCUGCGCCCUGCAUCGAGCUGGUGCCCAGGGCUGCCGAGACAGGCUACCUGGUGACCAAGGUGGUGGCGGUGGACGGCGAUUCGGGCCAGAACGCCUGGCUGUCCUACCAGCUGCUCAAGGCCACGGAGCCCGGGCUGUUCAGCGUGUGGGCGCACAAUGGCGAGGUGCGCACAGCCAGGCUGCUCAGCGAGCGCGACGCCGCCAAGCACAGACUCGUCGUGCUGGUCAGGGACAAUGGCGAGCCGCCAAGGUCGACCUCCGUGACGGUGCACGUGCUCCUGGUGGAUGGCUUCUCACAGCCCUACCUGCCACUCCCAGAGGUGGCCCCGGACGAGGCCCAGGCCGACUUGCUCACCGUCUACUUGGUCAUUGCGUUGGCGUCGGUCUCGUCGCUCUUCUUGUUCUCCGUCAUCCUGUUCGUCGCUGUGCGGCUGUGCAGGAGGAACAGGGCCACCUCAGUGGGUCGCUAUCCGGUGCCUGAGGGCCACUUUCCGAGCCACUUGGUGGACGUGAAUGGCACUGGAACCCUGUCCCAGAGCUACCAGUAUGAGGUAUGUCUGACAGGAGGUUCUGGGACCAGCGAGUUCAAGUUUCUGAAGCCGAUUAUCCCCAACUUCCUUUCUCAGGGUGCUGAGAGGGUUAGUGAGACAAAUGCCAGUUUCAGGAAUAGCUUUGAAUUCAGUUAAGUAUUAAUGAAGGGUCGCUGUGAGUCGGAAUCAACUCGAUGGCAACGUGCUUGAUUUUUGUUUUGUUUACUAGGGAGACCCUAGGGUGUCCCUGAGUAGCGGAUAUGGUUAAGCGCUCAGUUAAAAGCUAGACUACUAACUAAAAGGUUGGCGGCCCCACCCAUAGGCGCCUCAGUAGAAAGAGCUGGUGAUCUACUUCGGAAAGUCCACACCCUUGAAAACCCUGUGGAGAGCAGUUCUACUCUGCAAGGCAUGGGAUCUGGUUUGCUUUGACUGUUUUACCAAGACUGCGCUCAGUUGGUUUGUGGAAUUUUUUUUUAACUGCUUUGCGUGUUGGCGAUGUCUCUUUUUUAUUUGAAAUGUAGCUACCCUAUUUCCAAUUCUGAGCAUGGUACUGUGUUGCUUCGGAGUAUGAAAAAUUCAUGGUUCUGUGGAUUCCGAUUCAUAGAGACCCUGUAGGACAGAGUACAACUGCCCUAUGGAGUUUCCAAGGCUGUAAUCUUUAGGGACACAGACUGCCACAUCCUUCUCCCACGGACCAACUGGUGGGUUUGAACCGCCAAGCACAUUACCACUGUGCCACCAGGGCUCCCUUUUCAGGAUAUUUAAAAUAAAAAAAAAAAAAACCCUUUGCCAGCCAGUCGAUGCCGACUCACAGCGACCUUACAGGACAGAGUAGAAUUGGGUUUCCAAGGAGCAGCUGGUGGAUUCGGACUGCCAACUUUUUGGUUAGCAACAGAGCUCUUCACCACUGUGCCACCAGGGCUCCUUUCAGGCUAUAGUGACUAAUUUUUUUUAAUUCAGUCAGAAUCGACUGGAUGGCAAUGGGUAAAUUGCUAAUUAAUCUCACUGUUACUUAAUUUGAUUUAAAGUUUGAAAGCAAAAUUUUUAUUUUCAUAAAUCUUUAAUGUUAGAGCACCCUUUUCCAAACUUACCUUCCAAAUUUCCUUCAUAUUUUUAACAUUUGCUUUUACUUUAUGGGUAAAUUUUUUUCCAGCUCAGAAUAUUUGAGUUUGUGUAUACCCUCUAAAGGAGCCCUGGUGGUGCAAUGGUGGAGCUCUCAGCUGCUAAUGGAAAGGUUGACAGUUGGAACCCACCAGCUGCUCUGAGGGGGAAAAGACCUGGAGAUCUGCUACAGUAAAGACUACAGCCUAGGAAACUCUAUGGGGCAGGUGUACUCAGUCAUAUAGGGUCUCUAUGAGUCGAAUCGACUUGAGGGCACACAACAACUCUCCUCUUGUCGUUAGGUGCCAUGAAGUUUCAAGUAAUAGUGAACCUAUGUACAACAGAAGGAAACACUUUUUGGUCCCGUGCUAUCCUCAAGAUCGCUAUGCUUGAGCCCAUUGUUGCAGCCACUGCAUCAGAUCCCUCUUGUUGAGGGUCUUUCUCUGUUUUGCU